AUGACCCGAUCCUCAUACCCCCAAGACCACGACCUCCCCGACUUCCUGCAAAACUCCCCCUACAUCCCCCUCAGCACAGGCAACGACCAUUUCUCCACAUCACACCACGUGCAGCGCCCCAUCCCAGCCCCAACACUCAGCCAGAUCCUGCGCUCCAAACGCGCCCGACAGGUCACAAUCCUGCUCGUGCUCCUCUGCACAUUCCUCUACUUCCGCUCCCAGGCGCAGAACCACGACCUACUGACGCAUCUCGGGUUCCGCGGGCCGAAAUGUCUCUUGAACCCGCCCGUGGCCGUCCCGGAACUAGGGGCUGCCGAGGCGAACGGGACCGAUUGGACCCAGUUCGCGUAUGUGCAGUACGUGACCACGCCGGAUUAUCUCUGUAAUGCUGUGAUGAUGUUCGAGGCGCUGCAUAGGAUGGGGAGUAAGCCGGAUAGGUUGCUCAUGUAUCCGAGCACGUAUAGUUUGGAUAAGACGAGUAAGAUGGAGGGGUUUCUGCUGUUGAAGGCGAAGUAUGAGUACGGGGUUACGUUGGUGCCGAUUGAUGUUCUGAGUAAGGAUUUAGAAUAUCAACAAUGGGCAUCAUCCUACACCAAACUCCUCGCCUUCAACCAAACAACCCACUCCCGGCUCCUCGUCCUCGACUCCGACGCCACCCUCCUCGCUCCCCUCGACGCUCUCUUCCUCACGCCCCCCUCCCGCGUCUCCACACCGCGCGCCUACUGGCUCCCCACCCCCAUGCUCGCCUCCCACAUCAUGCUAAUCACGCCCUCAGCCCCCGGCUUCUCCCAGAUCCAGACCUCCAUCUCCAAAGCCAAGCUCGGCAUCUACGACAUGGAGAUCGUCAACGCCCUCUACGGAAACGACUGCGUAGUGCUGCCGCACAGGAAAUACGCGCUCCUGUCCGGCGAGUUCCGCGGCUGGGAACAUGGCAGGUAUGGCGGCGAGUGGGAUGUGGGCGAGGUUAUCAAGGAGGCACGGUAUGUGCAUUUCAGCGACGAUCCGCGCCCGAAGCCGUGGGUUGAGGCUACCGAGAGAGAAAUCGAGAGCGUGAGGCCUAUUUGCGAUUUAGGACCCGACGGGCAUCUGGAUUGCAGGGGGAGGGAUUUCUGGGAUUGGCUGUAUGAGGAUUUCAAGACGCGGAGAAUGGAUAUUUGUGACAUGAGCCUUGAUGAAUAA
Messenger RNA from Lachnellula hyalina, 1179 nucleotides. Its product is annotated as Glucose N-acetyltransferase. The record is from RefSeq and is a predicted model, not a curated record. The transcript has 3 exons. Bases 1 to 1179 code for a protein of 392 amino acids. Gene Ontology annotation, molecular function: glycosyltransferase activity. NCBI's taxonomy places the organism in Eukaryota, Fungi, Ascomycota, Leotiomycetes, Helotiales, Lachnaceae.